Messenger RNA from Microcebus murinus (gray mouse lemur), 9988 nucleotides. Lineage: Eukaryota; Metazoa; Chordata; Mammalia; Primates; Cheirogaleidae. The record is from RefSeq and is a predicted model, not a curated record.
UUUCCUGCCUGGACACUUAUUUGUAACUCAUCCUUUGUAUCUCUGUAUCCUCAUUUCCUACCAAUAGUGCCUGGCACAGAGUAGCCCUGCAGAGGGUGGCUAAUCGAUACAGUAACGUUUGAUAAGUUAUUUGCAGCCGCUUCCUGCGCAGUGGAACGACCCAGCCAAGUCUCCUCACACCGAAGGCUGUAGUUUGAAUUACAACACUCAGUUAUCAACAACACUGUGAGGGUCUGCGGGGUUCCUGGGCCACGCCGGCUUCGGGGAGCACCCAUCAGGGGUUGUUUGCGACGCCGCUGCUGCUUCCAGCUACUCCUCCCUUGGCCAAAGCCGACUGGCUACGUGGAAGAUGACCUUGCCCAGGGCUGAAGGCAGCCGGCCCCUCCAGCUCGCUUUCAGUCCUCCGCAAUCCCAUGCUCCCAUGCGCCAAGGACACGUCCGGUAGCUUCGCAGGGCCCUUCUAUGCCACCGCGGCGCCUCUCUAUGAUUCGCUGCCGCUUUCAGGGUGGGUGUCAUGGCGGCCGGCGUCGAGUUGGCAGGACUUGCCCACGGAACUGAGGAAAGUCUCUAAAGCAGAAGAAGAAGUGGCCCAACCUGGACGGUGGGAAGUCGUGGGAAUGAGCGGAAGGCCCUGUGUGGGUGACUGUAUCACUAGAGGCGGGCCCCUGGUAAAAUUCCAGCCCAGGCCUCUGCGUUCCUAGGCAGAGCCCGGCUGUUUGGAGACCCCCGAGCCGGCGUUGCCUAGGAACCUCGCUUUGUGCUGUCACAUCCAGAGUGUUUCGGAAUAGUCUCACGAAGACUGCGGUUAGAGGACAUUUGGCGGGAUCGUCCGACGGCGCUGGACGCUUUUCUCAGAGCGGACCUGGUCGUUCUCUAAACCCGCAGCGAUGUCGUCCUGGCUUGGGGGCCUUGGCUCCGGCUUGGGCCAGUCUCUGGGGCAAGUUGGGGGUAGCCUGGCUUCCCUCACUGGCCAGAUUUCAAACUUUACAAAGGAUAUGCUCAUGGAGGGCACGGAGGAAGUGGAAGCAGAAUUUCCUAAUUCGAGGACAAAGGAAAUUGAAGCUAUUCAUACUGUCUUGAGAUCAGAGAAUGAAAGACUUAAGAAACUUUGUACUGAUCUAGAAGAGAAGCAUGAAGCAUCAGAGCUUCAAAUAAAGCAGCAAUCUACAAGUUACCGAAAUCAACUACAACAGAAAGAGGUAGAAAUCAGCCAUCUUAAAGCAAGACAGAUUGCGCUACAGGAACAAUUUCUGAAAUUGCAGUCAGCUGCUCAGUCAACACACACAGAAGCUGGUAGUGUACCAGCAACCACUGCAUCUUCUUCAUUUGGUUAUGGGCUCAGUCAUGCUUCAACUUUCCAUGAUGAUGGCAUGGACUUUGGUGACAUAAUUUCAUCACAACAAGAAAUAAACAGAUUAUCAAAUGAAGUUUCAAGACUAGAGUCUGAAGUUGGCCAUUGGAGGCAUAUUGCUCAGACUUCUAAAGCACAAGGAACACAUAGCUCUGAUCAAAGUGAAAUCUGUAAACUACAAAAUAUCAUUAAGGAACUUAAACAGAACCGAAGUCAAGAAAUUGAUGACCAUCAACAUGAAAUGUCAGUAUUGCAGAAUGCACAUCAACAGAAAUUGACAGAAAUAACUCGUCGGCAUCGAGAGGAAUUAAGUGACUAUGAGGAACGAAUUGAAGAACUUGAAAAUCUGUUACAGCAAGGUGGCUCUGGAGUUGUAGAAACUGAUCACUCUAAAAUCCAGGAGAUGCAAAAAAAUAUUCAAGUUCUACAAACUGAAAAAGUAGAGUCUACAAAAAAAAUUGAAGAACUUGAGGAUCAAAUAAAAGACAUAAAUAAAAAAUUAUCUUCUGUAGAAAAUGACAGAGAUGUUUUGAGAAGAGAACAAGAACAGCUAAAUGUGGAAAAGAGACAAAUAAUUGAAGAAUGUGAAAGCUUGAAAUUGGAAUGUAGUAAAUUGCAGCAAAAUGAUACUGUGACAGAAAAGGAAAGGAUUCUUCCACAGAGCACAUCAGUGGAAGAAGUGUUCAGACUACGGCAAGCACUGUCUGAUGCAGAAAAUGAAAUAAUGAGACUGAGUAGUUUAAACCAGGAAGAACUUCAGAUAUCACUUUUAAAAUUGAACAAUGAAUAUGAAGUAAUCAAAAGUACAGCUACAAGAGACAUGAGUUUGGAUUCAGAAUUACAUGACCUAAGACUUAAUUUGGAGGCAAAGGAACAAGAACUUAAUCAGAGUAUUAAUGAAAAGGAAAUACUGGUAGCUGAGUUAGAAGAAUUGGACAAACAGAACCAAGCAGCUACAAAGCACAUGAUUUUGAUAAAAGAUCAGCUAUCAAAACAACGAAAUGAAGGAGAUAGCAUCAUCAGUAAACUGAAACAAGAUCUAGAUGAUGAAAAAAAGAGAGUUCAUCAACUUGAAGAUGAUAAAAUGAACAUUACUAAGGAGUUAGAUGUGCAGAAAGAUAAGUUAAUUCAAAGUGAACUAGUCCUAAAUGAAUUACAUUUAACCAAGCAGAAGCUUGAGGAUAAAGUAGAAGAUUUAGUAGAUCAGCUAAAUAAAUCACAAAAAAAUAAUUUAAACACCCAGAAGGAGAACUUUGAACUGAAGGAACAUAUUAGACAAAAUGAGGAGGAGCUUUCUAGAGUCAGAAAUGAGUUAACUCAGUCUCUUAAUCAAGACUCUAGCAGUAAUUGUAAGGAUAACAUACUUAAAGAAAGAGAAGCAGAAGUUAGAAACUUAAAGCAAAAUCUUUCAGAACUAGAACAGCUCAAUGAAAAUUUAAAGAAAGUUGCUUUUGAUCUCAAAAUGGAAAAUGAAAAGUUGGUUUUAGCAUGUGAAGACGUAAGGCAUCAGUUGGAAGAAACUGUUGCUGAUAACAAUCAGAUUUCUCUGGAAAAAAAUACUAUGGUGGAGACUCUAAAACUGGAAAAAGGACAGAUAGAAGCAGAGUUGUGUCGAGCUGAAAAGAGACUGUUGGAAGAAGCAAACAAGUAUAAGCAAACCAUUGAAGAACUGUCAAAUGCACGUAAUUUGAAUAGCUCUGCCUUACAGCAGGAACAUGAACGUCUAAUUAAACUCAAUCGAGAGAAAGACUUUGAAAUAGAUGAACUCAAAAAGAAUAUUGAGCAAAUGGAUACCAAUAAUAAAGAAACUAAGGAAAUUUUAUCAUCUAGUUUAGAAGAGCAGAAGCAAUUGACACAGCUUAUACAUGAGAAAGAAAUUUUGAUUGAAAAACUUGAAGAAAGAAGUUCAGAACUGCAAGGAGAAUUAGUUAAAUAUUCUGAGGCCUUAAGAAAAAAUGAAAUUUUGAGGCAGACCAUAGAGGAGAAGGAUAGAAGUCUUGGAUCCAUGAAAGAAGAAAAUAAUCAUCUACAAGAAGAACUGGAACGACUCAGGGAACAGCAGAGUCGAGCCAUUCCUGUGGCUGAGCCUAAAACCCUUGAUAGUAUCACUGGACUAGAAUCUGAGGUAACUCAACUGAAUAUAAUCAAGGAUCAUCUUGAAGAAGAAAUUAAACAUUACCAAAAAAUAAUUGAAGAUCAAAACCAGAGUAAAAUACAACUACUUCAGUCUUUACAGGAGCAGAAGAAGGAAAUGGAUGAGUUUAGAUACCAGCAUGAGCAGAUGAAUGUUACCCACACCCAGCUCUUUUUAGAGAAAGAUGAGGAAAUUAAGAAUUUGCAAAAAACAAUUGAACAAAUCAAAACCCAGUUGCAUGAAGAAAGACAGGACAUUCAAACAGAGAAUUCUGAUAUUUUUCAAGAAACAAAAGUUCAGAGCCUUAAUAUAGAGAAUGGAAGUGAAAAGCAUGAUUUAUCUAAAGCUGAAACUGAAAAGUUAGUAAAAGGAAUAAAAGAACGAGAACUAGAGAUUAAACUUCUAAAUGAAAAGAAUGUAUCUUUAACUAAACAGAUUGAUCAGUUGUCCAAAGAUGAGGUUGGUAAACUAACUCAGAUUAUCCAGCAAAAAGAUUUGGAGAUACAAGCUCUUCAUGCUAGAAUUUCUUCAGCUUCAUAUACCCAGGAUAUUGUUUAUCUUCAACAGCAACUGCAGGCCUAUGCUAUGGAAAGAGAAAAAGUGUUAGCUGUUUUGAGUGAUAAGACAAGGGAAAAUAGCCAUCUAAAGACAGAAUAUCACAAAAUGAUGGAUAUAGUUGCUGCCAAAGAAGCAGCCCUCAUUAAGCUGCAAGAUGAAAAUAAAAAAUUGUCCACUAGAUUUGAAAGCAGUAGCCAAGAUAUGUUUAGAGAAACUGUUCAGAAUUUAUCACGUAUCAUUCGAGAAAAAGACAUUGAAAUAGAUGCAUUAAGUCAGAAAUGUCAGACUUUACUGGCAGUUUUACAAACAUCUAGCUCUGGUACUGAGGUUGGAGGUGUCAACAGUAAUCAGUUUGAGGAGCUCCUGCAGGAACGUGAUAAAUUAAAACAGCAAGUAAAGAAAAUGGAAGAAUGGAAACAGCAGGUUAUGACCACAGUACAAAAUAUGCAACAUGAGUCAGCCCAACUUCAAGAAGAACUUCAUCAACUUCAGGCACAAGUUUUGGUUGAGAGUGAUAAUAAUUCUAAAUUACAAGUGGACUAUACUGGCCUGAUCCAAAGUUAUGAGCAGAAUGAAACCAAACUAAAAAAUUUUGGGCAAGAAUUAGCACAAGUUCAACACAGCAUAGGGCAGCUUUGUAAUACCAAGGAUCUUCUUUUAGGAAAACUUGAUAUUAUUUCACCCCAGCUCUCUUCUGGAUCAUCGCUUACUCCCCAGUCAGCAGAGUCUCUUAGAGCAAGUGAGUCUGAUGUACCGAGUGAGUCUUCUCAGUUUCUUCAGCAAGAGAUAGAAGAGCUAAGAAAAUCACUGCAAGAAAAAGAUGCGACAAUUAGAACUCUUCAGGAAAAUAAUCACAGAUUGUCUGACUCGAUUGCUGCCAGCUCAGAGCUGGAAAGAAAAAAAUAUGAACAAACUGAUUCAGAAAUUAAGGAGCUCAAGGAGAAACAAGAUAUUUUACAAAAAUCACUUAAGGAAAAAGACCUCUUAAUCAAAGCCAAAAGUGAUCAGUUACUUUUUUCAAAUGAAAAUUUCACUAACAAAGUUAAUGAAAACGAACUUUUGAGGCAGGCAGUAACAAACUUGAAAGAGAGAAUAUUAAUUUUAGAAAUGGACAUUAGUAAACUAAAGGGGGAGAAUGAAAAAAUAGUAGAAACAUCCAAGGGAAAGGAAACAGAAUAUCAAGCAUUACAAGAGACUAAUAUGAAAUUUUCUAUGAUGCUUCGAGAAAGAGAGUUUGAGUGUCAUUCAAUGAAGGAGAAGGCUCUUGCUUUUGAGCAACUAUUGAAAGAAAAAGAACAGGGCAAGACUGGGGAGUUGAAUCAGCUUUUAAAUGCAGUUAAAUCAAUGCAGGAGAAGACAGUUACAUUUCAACAGGAGAGAGACCAAGUCAUGUUGUCCCUGAAACAGAAACAAAUGGAAAACAGUGCCCUACAGAAUGAGGUUCAACGUUUACGGGACAAAGAAUUUCGGUUAAACCAGGAACUAGAGAGAUUGCGUAAUCAUCUUUUAGAAUCAGAAGAUUCUUAUACUCGUGAAGUUUUGGCUGCAGAAGAUAGAGAGGCUAAACUAAGAAAGAAAGUCACAGUAUUGGAGGAAAAGCUAGUUUCAUCCUCUAAUGCAAUGGAAAAUGCAAGCCAUCAAGCCAAUGUGCAGGUAGAGUCUUUGCAAGAACAAUUGAAUAUAGUCUCCAAGCAAAGGGAUGAAAUUGCAGUGCAGCUUUCUGUCUCUCAGGAACAAUUAAAGCAGUAUGCCCUGUCACUAGCCAACCUGCAGAUGGUACUAGAGCAUUUCCAACAAGAGGAAAAAGCCAUGUAUUCUGCUGAACUAGAAAAGCAAAAACAGCUUAUAGCUGAAUGGAAGAAAAAGGCAGAAAAUUUGGAAGGAAAAGUUAUAUCGUUACAGGAACGUUUGGACGAAGCAAAUGCUGCACUGGAUUCAGCAUCACGACUUACAGAACAGUUAGAUCUAAAGGAAGAACAAAUUGAAGAACUUAGAAAACAAAAUGAGCUCCGACAAGAAAUGCUGGAUGAUGUACAAAAGAAAUUGAUGAACUUAGUAAACAGCACAGAAGGAAAAGUGGACAAAGUCCUAAUGAGAAACCUCUUCAUUGGACAUUUUCACACACCAAAAAAUCAGCGUCAUGAAGUGUUACGAUUAAUGGGAAGCAUCCUGGGUGUCAAAAGGGAAGAAAUGGAGCAGUUGUUUAAUGAAGAUCGGGGCGGUGUUACCAGGUGGAUGACUGGGUGGCUUGGAGGAGGAUCAAAAAGUGUCCCCAACACACCUUUGAGACCAAAUCAGCAGUCUGUGUUUAAUAGUUCUUUUUCAGAACUUUUUGUUAAAUUUCUGGAAACAGAAUCUCAUCCAUCUGUUCCACCACUAAAGCUUUCUGUUCAUGAUAUGAAACCUCUAGAUUCACCAGGAAGGAGAAAACUGGAUACAAAUGUGCCAGAAAGUUUUAAAGAUACAACGGAAUCCAGGUCUGGUAGAAGAGCAGAUGUAAAUCCAUUCCUGGCUCCCCGCUCUGCAGCUGUGCCUCUUAUUAACCCAGCUGGACUUGGACCUGGUGGGCCUGGGCAUCUUCUUUUGAAACCCAUCUCAGAUGUUUUGCCCACGUUUACACCUUUGCCAGUGUCCCCUGACAACAGCGCUGGAGUUGUGUUGAAAGACCUUUUAAAGCAAUAGAUGAUUCUCACGCCGAAGAGAUAGCACUUUAAAGAAACCAUGAACACUAUGUGUAUGUACUUUAUCACAAAGUGGCCUUUUGGAAAAAGUCGUGUAUUUGUUUGCAGCUAUACUUUCUCUGAAUUUAAUAAAAAUAUUCUUAAUGCUUUUAGAAAUUACAGGUGUCAGAGGAGCAAGUGUUUGCUGUAUAAUCUGCUUUUUUCUUACUGAUUUGACCUAAUUUAAGUUAGGAACAUUUGAUUUAUCUUUUAUCCUAAUUUGCAAAAAUAAAGACAGACAAAAGUACUAGUAGCUAUAUAUCAGCUUUUUAUUUCUUUCUGUGAUUUUCAAGCUCAUUUAAGCUAGAGACAUGCGGUUUAUCUUUUAAAGGUAAUCAAGAGUUUUUAUCGAAGAAAAAAAUACUAGUGGUAACUUUUCUGCAUUAUGCAGAAAAUCAAUCUGAAACAUAUAUUAAUCUUUAGAGAGCUUUGUAUAGACAGGCCAAGAACAAGAUUGUCCCUGGGAGGUCACAGGUGCCUUGAGAUGAAAUGUGUGUUUGGUUCUAUGCAGUGUUCUCACAUGCGCAGGUCCCUGUGGACACCACCUCCAUCCAGAUGCAGAGCGCUUCCAUCACAAGGGUCCUGCGUGCUGCCCUUUUAUGAUCGUAACCACCUCUCUCCCUGCCCCUUGCCUUAAUCUCUGGCAACCAUUAGCUAUUCUCCAUCUCUAUAAUUUUGUUAUUUUGAGAAUGCUAUAUAAAUAGAAUCAUAUAGCACAUAAUAUCUUGAAAUUGGCUUUUUUUCACGCAGCAUGAUUCUCUUGAGAUCCAUGCAAGUUGUUACAUUUGUCAAUAGUUUGUUCCUUCUUAUUGUUGAAUAUAUAUAUAGUACAAAUAUAUAAUUUAGUUUUAAGAGUGAAGGUAUCUGUUUAAAGAUACCAUCUUAAAACUAAAUGUUUCCUCACUCAAAUACAACUUUCAUAUACGUGUUAAAUCGUGCAGCCAGUGCACCUACAUAACUAUAAUUAGCAAUAUCAGUACACAUGCCACCUCCUGCCUCUGUCUGAGGUGUUGAUACUUGGUACAGCAGUCCUGGAGUCGUCUGUCCCCAUUAUGGUGGUCACUGAGGGCAGUGAAAUCACUUUGACAGUGAUAGCACCAGGUUUUUGAAACUUAAGAGUAAGAUAGUAUUUCUUAAUGUUUUAUAAACCUGUCAUAUAUAAUAAAUCCUGACUUGAAACUUAAUUGUAUGAGGAUGCUCAUAUUUGUAUUAGUUGGUUGAAGUUGUACAUUUAAAAAGGUAAUUCUUGCAAAUUUUGUAUAUUUCGAUAUGCCUUUAAAAUGGAAACAUUUGUAUAACAAGGAAAGGUGAAAAUGAGACUAAUCCGAAUAUGUAAAUAGGCCUGGCUCAGCCCAGAGCUAAAAUUUGGUUGUUAGUUUGGCUGUAAUUAACUGUAUACUUUCUAAUGUUUGGAAGACUGGAAUCUUAAUUAUGUGUUGAUGGGUAAAACUUGUUUUUCUGAAAAAUUAAGUAACUGAGAAUGCUGCUUCAGAAUGUCACCUGUCUCUUUAGCUAACUUAUUUAUAUUGCCAUUCUUUAUUAGUAUACUUUAAAGGAAGUUGUCAUACAAGUUCUAUAUUAGAACUGUCAAACUGCCUCCUCUCAGUUUUGUCCAUUAUAAUUUCUUUAUGACAUUAUUACUCUUAGGUUUUUAUAUGCUCCUUACAAAGAUACUGUCACUGACUAUCCUAAAUUACUUGCUGCUUGCCAUUGAAGUUUCAUUUCAGCAACUGAAAUACUGGUUUCGAAGUUAGAAAAAAAAAGACAUGGUCCUUUAUUUUGAAGAAAUAGAACAUGCAAAAAGUUUUUUAAUUUGAAAAGAAGAUACAUGGUGGGUAAAAUUUAAGUAGUAUGUCAUCAUAUUUGAAAUGCCUUUUAUGACAUUUUUGAGUAUUUUCUUCCCUGACUAAAACAGUCUGUUCCUCACACCAUAGUCUACCAUAAGUUUAAAAGCUGUUGUGGGUGGGUUGCAUAGCUGAGCAUCACAGAGCAUGAUGAUAGUACAUGGCUGCUAUUUAAAUAAGUAUGUGACCUUGUCCUAAAGCUAUAGUACCUCAUGUUUUCAAUGUAUUAUUGAAACUAUAGCAGACUGGUAUACAGACUAAGUGUUUGUUGAUCUAAACCAGACAUAACUCAUUGACUUUUCUGAAACUAAGUUGUGUCAGAGAUGAACCAUCUGCUCAAGGAAUCUUCUCAGUAACCAGACAGUGAUGAAGCAUAUAAUUCUAAUGUUAGCAAUAGGACAUUGCUUAGUACAUUUAACUGCAGUAUUUUAACUACAGUAAUUUUUCUGUUUAUUUCUCUGCCUGCUUGGUAGAAUUUGUGAUUGAAUUCCACCGUAGCCACCACAGUUUUUCACCACAUUCCUAAUGGUUUUCAACCUCUGUACUAUAGUAGAAAAUUCAUCUAGCCAUUGAAUACAAUUUUAGUACAAUACCAGAUCAUAGUGUUGAGUUUUAGUUCCUGCCAUUCUUGAUUAAAAAAUAAAAAGGUACUUUCCAUUACCUGAGGGGAAAAAAGAAAAGAAAAACAAAAACAAAAAAAAAAAAGGAAAGUGAGAAAAAACCAAACUAAACAAUAGUGGCUUUCUUGCAGUUAGCCAAUUAAAACAUUUAAUAUUCCCCCCAUAAAGCCUUCAGUUUCUUUCAACCUUCUAAUGGUUAAUUGAAAGGAGUAAAAAGACUAUCAAAAUACUUAUUGAAGUAAUAGGUGGGGGGAAAAAGCUAUGUCUUCAGGGACAGGAGAGUGAUGAGAAAUUAUUUAGAAAAUGUUAUGCAUUAAAUUUAAAUGCAUUUGGAUUUGAUUUUUAAAGCUAAUGAAGUUUUUCACAUAUCAAAGUAAAACAUCUUCCAUCAACAAAAAUUUAUCUUUAAUUUUGUAGAUAUCAAGUAAGUAUAGGUGAUAUUUAUUUUAUAUAUUCCUAUGGAAAAAAUGAUACUUUUAAUGUUCUGACAUUUGUGAUUACUUGCCAGUCUUUACUUUUUAACUUAUUACGGUUUCUCUGUUUAAAAAUGAUAAAUUAUCUUUUGAUUUUUAGGGAAAUAUCUAAAUAUGGGAAAUUUCCAACCCAACCUUAAUAUUAGGUUGUGUUUUGUAGAGCUAAAGUUAACGCAUUUUUGAAUUUCUCAGGAGCACUACAAGGCAAAAAAUACUCCAAAUAAAAAUGAUAUAUGUAAGUUGGCAAUGUCUUCAUCCACAAUAAAAAAAAAUUUUUUUUAGCAAACA